AUGGCCAUCGUAGGAAUUAACGGAUUCGGAAGAAUAGGUCGAAUGUGUUUGCGUACUUGCAUAGAGAAGGACAUGACGGUUAGCUUGAUUAACGAUCCAUUUAUUUCAACCGAUUAUAUGAUAUAUUUAUUCAAAUACGAUUCGACUCAUGGAACUUAUCCUUUGAAAGUGGAAUGCGAAGAUGGAUUCAUGGUUAUCGCAGAUAAGAGAAUAGCCACGUCUCAAGAAAAAAAUCCAUGCAAAAUAAAUUGGAAAGAAGCAGGUGUAACUUACGUAAUCGAAGCUACAGGAGUGUUUAAUACUUUGGAGAAAGCAAGUUUACAUAUGGACGGCGGUGCAAAGAGGGUAGUUAUCACCGCACCCUCGGUCGAUGCACAGAUGAUAGCUUACGGUGUAAAUCAUGCUUGUUACGAUCCGAAGAAAUGUAAAGUAGUAUCAGCUGCCUCGUGCACGACAAAUUGUGCAGCCCCGAUUAUCAAAGUAAUGCACGAUAAAUUUGAAGUUAUUGAAGUAAUGAUCAGCAGCGUGCAUGCCGUUACGUCGAUGCAGAGAACAUUAGAUGGCCCCAUAGAAAAGGGAAAGCUGUGGAGAGACGGCAGAAGCGGGCUUCAAAAUAUUAUUCCGACGUCUUCAGGUGCGGCGAAGUCGUUGGACAAAAUUAUUCCUGAACUUAAGGGAAAAAUUUCGGCGAUCGCUUUUAGAGUACCUAUACCGAAUGUUUCUUUGUGCGAUAUGACAUUUAGGGUUAGCAAACCAACAACGUAUGAGGAAGUAAAAGAUGCAAUGAAAUCAGCGUCAGAAAAUGAGUUGAAAGAUAUAUUAGGAUACACGGACGAAGAUUGUGUGUCGUCUGAUUUUAAUAACACAAGUUAUUCCUGCAUUUUUGACUCUAAAGCUGGCAUUCCUCAGACGAGCACAUUCAUCAAAAUCGUUGCCUGGUAUGACAAUGAAUACGGUUACGCUCACCGAGUAACGGAUUUAAUAAACUAUAUGUAUCAAGUCGAUUCCGGUAACAUACCAGUAGCUCCGCAGGAAGCAGAAGCUGAAGAAUAAUUCAU
This is a messenger RNA of Megachile rotundata (alfalfa leafcutting bee), 1058 nucleotides long. Its product is annotated as glyceraldehyde-3-phosphate dehydrogenase 1. Lineage: Eukaryota; Metazoa; Arthropoda; Insecta; Hymenoptera; Megachilidae. Gene Ontology annotation, cellular component: cytosol. Gene Ontology annotation, biological process: glucose metabolic process; glycolytic process. Gene Ontology annotation, molecular function: NAD binding; glyceraldehyde-3-phosphate dehydrogenase (NAD+) (phosphorylating) activity; NADP binding. The record is from RefSeq and is a predicted model, not a curated record.